CAAAAAUAAAAUGUUUGGAGCUCAAGACGCUGGAUACGAGUUUAGUGCUCAACCAAGAGUGGUUGACAGCCGACCCAAGUUCAGAGACCCUUAUGGUCAAUCUUAUGAUUACAUCCCUCAAAACAUCAUGCAUGAUCCAAGAAUUGCAAGAGGGAGUACCAAUGCAAGCAUGGUAAUUCCUGCUGGAAAUCACCCUGAUGCCAUCUUUCUUGAGAAGAAAAAGGAGCAACAGAGAAGAGUCAAACUGCAGCAAGAGGAUGAAAGCAGGAGAAGGGCUGAGUUUGAGGCUCAAAGAGAUAUCAAGACUCCAGAACCGCUUCCUGGCAGGGUGAACCUAGAUAUUCAAACGGAACCUUUUGUCGAGAACCUAACUGAUAAGCCUACAGAAUUUGAAAUCGGUGUGCAGAGUGAUUUCUACAUUGACAGGCCUCCAACACCUUUGUUUGUCCCUAUAAAGACUGGAGAGGAUGCUGAAACCCAGGUUGAGAAAGAUAUGCUUGAUGAAGACGUUUACGAUUUCAACGAAAUCGUAGCUCCCCUUCUCUCAGUUCUUUGCUUCAAUACAGUCGAGCAAGCCCAGAUGGAGGUCUAUGAAGAGCACGAGUUCAACUACAUCGAUAAAAGACGUAAAGAGUUCGAAAGGGUCAGAAAUCUCAAGCUCAUCGAAGCCCAAAGACUUGAAGCUGCUGAAAACAGAAGAAAACAAGAAAUGGAUAGAAGAAGAAACCAGGUAAAAGCAAGGGUGAUAAAUAAAGUAUCCGCCCAUCAAAAAUACACUUCAAGGCAGAUUUCCAAGAAGUACCUCUCUGAUGUCUUUGGGGAUACUCUCAAAUUGCUUGAAGACCAUGGGACUCUUGUAGAGUCCCUCCCUGGAUUCUUACAUGAGCAAGCUGUGCCAUGGUUGUACGAACAGACAUGUAAAUUUCUUCAUGAUGAAGAUCUCAUCGAUCUCAACGCUGAAGAGAUUGUUGAAAGUGCUAUCUCAUAUCCAGUUAGAGCCCAUCAAGAAACAGUAGAGAGAGACAAUGAAAGACUCAGGCAAAUCGAGAAAGAAGAAGAAGCUAAGCUCCUUGCCAAAGAAGAACGAAGACAAGCCAAAAGAGCUGAAGAGCUCAAGAGAUUCAACGAAGAAGUCAAACAGAAGUUCAUUGAAGAGGGAGAUCAAAGAGAUCGUAUAAUUAUCCAUGAAAUCACCAAUCCUGAUGGUAACGACUUAGAUAUCCCAAUUAUCGGGGUUUUUGGAGGACAUUUCUUCCAAAUUGUCUCUGUCUUAAACUCAGCAAAGGAGGUCCUUGGAGCAGGAAUAGAUCCUUUCUUAGAUGAAGAACGCAUAUAUAGGUUCUUGGUUAAUUAUAUAUCUUCUCACAUGAAAUGAGACAGGUUCUUCAUUAAAGCAAGAGCUGAACUUUUUGAAUACUGUAUUAAAAAAAAUAUAAAGCCAGAAGCAAUACAUAAAAGCAAAGAGGAUGUCAAGAAUGAACUCAAAGAGUACUUGCUCCAACUUGAUGAUGUUAUGCUAAAUGAGGAAAUCAGAAACCUCAGAAAAGAAAGUGAUGAGAUUGGCCUUGAUUUAAAAAUAAUCACACUUGUACACAACGCUCUGGUCAACCUUAUUCUAAAAGCCCCAUUACUCAAAGAAGAAACUUCUAAAGAAUCAAGUGAGCCAGCAACUUCUUCAAAGAGUUCAAAAUAAACCAAAAAGUUCUAAAAGCUCAAAGAACUUAGUAAAGCUAGACCCAGCUAUUGACAAAGUUAAACUUUGCUUCCCUAAGGAAUGCAUUGACUGGCCCAAAGACCAGCCUUUUGACGCAAAAGAAAUACCUGAGCCUGAAAAAGUCAAGGCUGUAGUCAGGAUCAAAAUUCCUUUCGAAGAAAUCAAGGAUGAAGAAGAAGAUGAAAAGCCACCCUCAACAAAAAGAAGCAAGAAGAGUGAUAAAAGAAGCAAAAACAAUGACUCCAGGGUUGAAUCAUCCAAAAAUGAAUCCAUACUUGAAGACGAUGAUAAAGAUAAGGAGAAAGAAGGAGACCAAGACAAACCAAAGGAGGAGGCUAAGACCCCAGAAUUUAGGGAGCAAGAGAUAGAAGACCGAGUCACCAUGAUAAACCCUAGAGGUGAGAAUUAUAACAUCUUGGUGUUCCACCAAGCUGCAGGAAGAGUCCUUAGGAAAGAUAUCCUCAAUUCCUUGGUCAAAACCGUCCCUGAAUUUGCUGAAGUUGAUGUUGAAGUCAUCUUGGAUAAGGUGAACAAAUACUGUGAUGACCUGGACACCAUGUUCAUUAAUAACUAUUGUGAUUGCUCACAUCUGGACAUAGAAGUGCAGCAAUUUGACUUCGAAAUCAAUUAAUUUCCUCCAUAUUCAACCUUCAA
This is a messenger RNA of Moneuplotes crassus, 2368 nucleotides long. Lineage: Eukaryota; Ciliophora; Spirotrichea; Euplotida; Euplotidae. The record is from the annotation of a GenBank genome assembly.